AUGAAGAAGGAUCUUGUUGAUAAUUAUGGCUACGAGAAGCCAUCAGAUUCCAGAAUUGCUGCCAACACCGGCAACCCAUCUUUAUCACCAGGCAACAUAUCCAUCACAAAUUCUCAUAUUGGAAGUUUGCAUUUCAUUCGUGGCUCAACGGUUUCUCCCGCUUUACCAACACAUUAUCCCCCUUCACCAACAUUUCACCCACCUCACGCUUCUUAUUUAUCGUCUACUCCUAAUAAUUUUCUUCCGCAUCGAAUAGCCGUGAAACGUCAAAACAAGAAAAAAACCAACAGAAUCUUACAAUGGCUUGUUCGUACGUUCUUAGAUACAAAAGAGGAGCCUGUAAGGUUCUCGAUUUUGCAACCGCGAAUUGGAAAACAUAGUAUACCAACGCCGAAUAAUUCCGUCUGCACUUUACCUAGGCAAAGUCUAAGCGCCGAAAAUUAUAAUAAUUAUGUUCCAAAAGAUUUCAAUACGACUCUAACUGACAAAAUUGACGAACAGGCUCAGCAACCUCUUGAUCAGACAGAAUGCUCUGUAAAAACCACUGCCACGAUUUCAUGUGAAUAUUAUUCUGAUUCCAACACACCAAAAACUAUCAGUAAAGGUUCCAAUUCUGACCUCCCAACCUGCAUAUACAUUAGUCCUCCUCCUGGUGAUGUCAUAGAUAUAAUAGAAAUAGAUUCACGAAGACAUAAUCAUUCUAAUUCUAUAACUUCCAUCGCAUCAAGAGAUUCGGUCGAUAAUGAUUUGUCGGUAUAUUAG
Molecule: messenger RNA, 762 nt
Organism: Acaulospora morrowiae
Lineage: Eukaryota; Fungi; Glomeromycota; Glomeromycetes; Diversisporales; Acaulosporaceae
Source: the annotation of a GenBank genome assembly